CCUCCCUCUGCAGAGCCAUAGAGAGGAACCGGUUAGCGAGGGCCUUGGUGGAGUGCUCGGGACUCGGAAGCCGCCGGGAUUGGAGGGACCGGACCGGAGGGACUGGAGGGACCCGGAACCUGGGCAGAGAAGUGGCCUUCAGGGCACUGGGCGGAGCGCAGGCGGGGAAGAGAGGGCUCGCCACAGUUCAGGCACACGCGAGGGGCAGCCCCGAGCGCCGUCCCACAAGCCCCCGCGGCAGCCGGGUCCUGACGGGCCACCCGGUCUUCCGCCGCACGUGCCUUUGCCGCGAUGCCCAAAUCCAAGCGAGACAAGAAAGUUUCCUUAACAAAAACUGCCAAGAAAGGCUUGGAACUGAAGCAGAACCUGAUAGAAGAGCUUCGGAAAUGUGUGGACACCUACAAGUACCUUUUCAUCUUCUCUGUGGCCAACAUGAGGAACAGCAAGCUGAAGGACAUCCGGAACGCCUGGAAGCACAGCCGGAUGUUCUUUGGCAAAAACAAGGUGAUGAUGGUGGCCUUGGGUCGAAGCCCAUCUGAUGAAUACAAAGACAACCUACAUCAGGUCAGCAAGAAGUUGAGAGGUGAAGUUGGGCUGCUUUUUACCAACCGCACGAAGGAGGAGGUGAAUGAGUGGUUCACAAAGUAUACAGAAAUGGAUUUUGCUCGAGCGGGGAACAAAGCAACUCUAACUGUGAGCCUGGAUCCAGGGCCCCUGAAGCAAUUCCCUCACUCCAUGGAGCCACAGCUGAGGCAGCUGGGGCUGCCCACUGCCCUCAAGAAAGGUGUAGUGACCCUGCUGUCUGACUAUGAAGUAUGCAAAGAGGGUGACGUGCUGACCCCAGAGCAGGCCCGUAUCCUGAAGCUGUUUGGGUAUGAGAUGGCUGAAUUCAAAGUGAUCAUCAAAUAUAUGUGGGACGCCCAGUCUGGACGAUUCCAGCAGAUGGACGAUGACCUGCCUGAGAGCGCGCCUGAGUCUGAGGGAGAGUCUGAGGAGGAGGAUGACAGCUGACUCUGAGAGCCAGGACUAAGGCCUUCCAUGGAGUUCUUCAUCUCUGCUGGACACCCCACCCCACCCCAGCCCNGGACAGCUGUCACCACUCUAGAGGGAACAGCUAUUUAUUUUGCUGUGGACAAAGACAAGGGAGGGUGCUAGGGAAUGACUUUGUUUCUAUAAAGAAUAAAAUUGUGUCCGCGGGGUGUUCCCGGGAGACAGCAGGAGA
Messenger RNA from Mus caroli (Ryukyu mouse), 1222 nucleotides. It is a transcript of the gene Mrto4, whose product is annotated as MRT4 homolog, ribosome maturation factor. NCBI's taxonomy places the organism in Eukaryota, Metazoa, Chordata, Mammalia, Rodentia, Muridae. Gene Ontology annotation, molecular function: RNA binding. The record is from RefSeq and is a predicted model, not a curated record. Gene Ontology annotation, cellular component: nucleolus; preribosome, large subunit precursor. Gene Ontology annotation, biological process: ribosomal large subunit biogenesis; nuclear-transcribed mRNA catabolic process; ribosomal large subunit assembly.